Scatophagus argus is the source of this 2467-nucleotide messenger RNA. It is a transcript of the gene marchf5l, whose product is annotated as membrane-associated ring finger (C3HC4) 5, like. Bases 280 to 1146 code for a protein of 288 amino acids. Lineage: Eukaryota; Metazoa; Chordata; Actinopteri; Scatophagidae. Gene Ontology annotation, molecular function: zinc ion binding. The transcript is spliced from 7 exons. The record is from RefSeq and is a predicted model, not a curated record.
ACACCUGGUUAGCUGAAGUUAACUAGCUUUGUGCCUUAGCGUUAGCAUGUUUUCUGUCUUUGAGGUCAGAGCAGGUGGACAUGAGUUUAAAGUGAACAUGUUAACAAAGUACAUAAAAGUAGGUUAAAGGGACUUUAUGUGACUGCCGAGUUUCUGCCCUUUAGUUUGUAUCGGCAGCUAACUUAAUUUCGCAAGAAUCCUUUUACUGUUGGUUUAUGGUCCUGCGGCAGUCUGACGGCUACAUGAUAACGUCCAGGACAGCAGAGCCCGUUCAGCACCAUGGCCCUAACUGAGGAGCAGCCUGAGAAACACUGUUGGGUGUGUUUUGCCACCGAGCGAGACGACCGCAGUGCAGAGUGGGUGAGCCCCUGCAGGUGUAAAGGCUGCACUAAAUGGAUCCACCAGGCCUGUCUGCAGCGCUGGCUGGACGAGAAGCAGAAAGGAAACGGAGGAGGAGCAGUCAGCUGUCCACAAUGUGGCACUGAAUACCAUAUCACCUUCCCCAAGAUGGGCCCAUUGGUGUAUUUCCUCCAGCAGGUAGACCGAGCCCUGUCCCGGGCCAGUCCCUUUGCCGCUGUUGGGGUGGUGGUCGGGACUGUGUACUGGUCAGCUGUCACAUACGGAGCUGUGACCGUCAUGCAGGUCGUGGGACACAAGAAGGGUCUGACCGUGAUGGAGCGAGCCGAUCCUCUGUUCCUGCUGAUCGGCCUGCCCACCAUUCCUGUGGUGCUGGUCCUGGGAAAGAUGAUCCGCUGGGAGGAUUAUAUCGUGAGGCUGUGGCAGAGAUACUCCUACAAGAGGAAGCUCCUUCCAGGUAGCAGCGGUUACCUGCCCCGUGUCCCCGUGGACGGAGCCGGUGGAGGAGAUCACCUCUCUGUGUCCAGGACUCUGUGUGGAGCUCUCAUCUUUCCCUCCAUUGCCAGUCUGGUGGGGCGGCUGUUGUUUGGACGGAUGCCCUCCAAUCUUCAGCGCACUGUCCUGGGUGGCAUCGCAUUUGUGUUGAUCAAGGGAGUGUUGAAGGUGUAUUUCAAACAGCAGCAGUACCUCAUUCAGGCCAACCGGCACAUCCUCAACUACCCGGAGAGAACUGGAGGAGGACAGACCGAAGGUGGAGAGGAGGACACAGAGGACACGGGGAACGAAUAGUCUCAGUGGCUUGGAUUAAAAAUGGGAAAAACAACUGUUGCAGCAGGAUGAAGACACAAAAGCAAAAUGUAUUUUAUCAUAAAGCAAGAUGCAAAAUCUUGGUCUUUUAAACUGAGGUGAGUUCUAGUGUAGAUGAAAGUGUUUGGGUGUGAGAGGAUGUGUCUGUUAAAAAGGAGGUUGCUUCAUCUGCCUUCAUUGGAAUUACCAAUAACCUGAGAAGUUUCCAGCCAGAAGAAGCUUUUAUUUUGUAAUUCUACGAAGUCUCCAACAGCUGCCUCAAGCAGCACAUCUAAGCAGCCAAAUCUCAGACUGCACACUUAACUAACUUGUAGCACUAACACUGUAGUAGAUAUUGGUGGCCACCAUUGACAUAUAUGAAGAUGGCUGAUGCAUUUCCACUUUAUGUGCUGUACUGCAGCCAACCACCAGGGGGGCAAUCCAGGUGUUCUCUGAAUAACCUGGAUCAUUAUUCCCAUCUUCCUCACUUAUUAAGCCUUAACCCGGUGGAUUCCUUCCUUUGUUGUAUGUGCCUUAAGUGACGCGCUUUUCCAUCCCAGAACAAGCUUCAGAGUGUGUGUGUCGAGCUCUGAACUAGAACCUUCUUUCCUACAACACACUGAUAUUUCCCGGUGACCAGUAAUACUUCACUUUUCCUCAACACAUCUAACCCAGUUUGUAUCAUAGUGGAUAAAAAAAAAACCUAAUUUCUUCUAGAUAUUGAAUUUUUGUUUGGGGCCAACUCACAGCUUUUCCUUACUAACAAAAGUGUGGUGCUGCUGCUGAAUGCAAACACAAUCAGUUGACCUGCUGUACUCUGAACUUUGAUCUGACUGACUUCAUGCUGACACACCAACAGUCAAUGUCACGUCCUCUUUUAAUGUGACCCUCAGUUGCUUACAGACUGAAGCUCUGGAGGCUGUGGGGAUGCAGAAGGUGGAACGUGAGCCGCUCCCACAGCUUCCGGUACCAACAGGAGACUCGGCGCAUUUCAGUGUCGGCCCGUUGUGGUUAUUGGGUGAUUUUCACUUGUUGCACUUCCUGUUGUGGCACAGCUAUAGCUGAGUUGUUUGGAACGUUAAAAUGAAAGUUUUGAGAUGAUUAUUGGUUUGGAGCUAUUCAUGCAAAAGAAAAUAGGCUGAGGUUAAUGCCUGAUUGUUGGAGCUAAAACAACAAAUAAAGGUCCCAGUUCUGGUUUCAAGGUUUUGUUGUCUUACACAGGAACACACUGGGACUUCAAUUGCACAGUUUCCUUGCAGUCAUUAUGUGUAUGUUAGAGCUCUUAUUUAAAGUCUUUGUUUAAUAAAGCUGUUUUUAAAGCAAA